AACAAGUGCGAGCUUGUCAAGUUUGGUCUUUUCCGAUUGUAUAGUUAAUUUUGUUGUUAAUUAUUUAAUUUACAAUAUAAAUGGCUCCUAGUUGAAUGGUUUAAAUAUUUUAAAAUAAUAAAACCAUGGAAUUCCAUUAUACCGAUCUUGGUAUGCAAUCGGAACAUAUAAUGGAAGAUCAAUUCCAAACAAAAUAUUCACAACCAUAUAUUCUGCGAAACCAAGAGGCAGAAUAUGAGGUUCGAAGUACAGUACUUGUUGAUGGUGGUGACCGUUAUGGUGUGUCAGCCUCUGUCUUUGACAAGUAUGAGGAAUUGGUAUGGAUGGGUAAUCAAGGGGGGCAUGUUACAUCUUAUUAUGGACCAAACUUGCAAAAAUAUACAUCAUUCCAAAUCCAUCAAACAGAAGAAGUAAGAGAUAUACUGACAUUAGAAAAAGGUAUAUAUUGUCUCACUAAAACAAGUUUAAGACACCAAAUAAGAAGAGGCAUACCUCAGCACACACAUAAAUCCUCAAAUAUGAUGGACAUGCAAUGUCUUUUUCAAGUAAACUCGCACAAGUUUUUGAUAGGUGGACACCAAGACAAACUCCUAGAAUUAGAUAUCAACAAGAUGACUGAGACUGUGAUAAAAGUACCAGCAGAUGGCUGUGCUGUACUACGGAGUGGAGGCGGCUCAUUAGUUGCAUGCGGCAGCGCCAAUGGCAUGGUGUCAUUACGAGAUAUACGAAAUCCCGGUAAAGCGGAGCAUACGUUCAGAGCACACUCAGCCUGUCUCUCCGACUUGGACAUGCAGGGAAAUCAUUUAAUUACAUGUGGAUUUACUCAAUCAGCUACCGUAGCAGUACCGGAACCUUAUGUAUUAGUAUGGGAUGUAAGAAGAGUUAAAGGCAAAGCAGCUUGGUCAAUACCAACUGUGUCUCCACCCUUGUUAUUACACUUUGUACCAGCUGUGUCCGGACGGGCUGUGGCAUUGGCUGGGGAUGGACAUGUUACUUUAUUUCAUGUCAAUGAAGCCCAUGAAUCUGAGUACCAAUCUGUAUUUCAGGUGAAUACUCAAACUUCUCAAUGUAGUGUUAUGGACGUGUCUUCCACUAGUCAAGCUCUCGUAUUUGGCGAUCAGUCGGGACAUCUUCAUCUAUUCUCGGCUCAGCAUAACCAUGAACCACACUUUAAUAACUUUUCUAGGGCAACUGAAUUUGCAGACCCAGCACCAGAACUUCCAGUUGUCGGUUUUAACGACACCACAUUCCAAUUCUCAACCGUACCAUUGUCUCCUCUUGCAUCCGGCUCGAGGUGGUUCAACGAGUUGCCUCCGGACUUCUUUAAAAAAAUAUACAGAAAGCCAAAGCCAAUCGAUCCGGAAGUAUUAAAAACAAUGAAGAUGCAAGGUCCAAUCGGUUACGCGCCGAAUCCAAAGACUCAUAGACGAAAUGAGAUGCCGUAUGUCGAAGACAACCUAGAUAAUGUAAAGAAGAACGACGCUAGUAUUAGUAUACAACCUAUACCGAGACAUUAUUUAAAAAUAGAAAUUCGAUUCAAUAAAUUGUUGCCAAGUGACGAAGACAUUAUAGUAAAUAAAACUGGCUUUCCAGGCUUAGAAUCGACUAUGCCUAAUUCAUACUGCAAUGCAAUGUUACAGGUACUAUAUUACAUUCCACCACUGAAAGCUACACUACUGGCGCACACAUGCGCAAAGGAAUUUUGUCUCAGUUGUGAAUUGGGCUUCCUGUUCCGCACGCUGGACACGUCGGGCGGCGCGCCGUGCCAGGCGAGCAACUUCCUGCGCGCCUUCCGCACCGUGCCCGAGGCCGCCGCGCUCGGCCUCAUCCUGCCCGAGCGCGCCGAGCCGCGCGCCGACCUCGUCACGCUCAUACAGAGUUGGAACCGCUUCAUUCUCCACCAGAUACAUUACGAAAUACUAGAAACACGUAAAAAAGAAAAGGAACUGACUUUCCUAGCACAAAAAACGACUCCUCCCAAACCUCGAGUUAAUAAUACUAGGCAAAUGAACGGACAGUACGAGUAUCAGUAUAAUAACGAUCUUGAGUUCUUGGGACCUUCGGAAUACGAAGACGAGUUGGACGAGGAGCAGUGGCGUAAUAAUCACGAUGAGGGUACGGCCGUAACGAAUCACGUUCAAAACGAAAGUAACGAUUUACCGAAUAAGCAGCAAGCUGAUAACGAGGAGUCCGAGAUAUCGCAACUAUUCGCUAUUGGUCGGCAACAAGUCAACAAAUGCAUGAAGUGCAAUAAAGAGGAGGAGCGCGUGUCGGCGGCGCUGGCGUGCGCGCUGGCGUACGCGUGCGAGGCGCGCGGCGGGUUCGCGGAGCUGGUGCGCGCGUCGCUGUGCGCGCGCCGCACCACGCCCGCCUGGUGCGAGCGCUGCGCGCGCUUCACGCCCACCACGCAGCACGGCCGCAUACUCAGAUUGCCACCAAUCUUAGCAAUCAAUUGCGGCGGUGUGACCGCACAUGAAAAGGCUUAUUGGGCGAAGGGUAUCCAAAAGGAUGUGCCUGAAGCAUCAAAAAGAGCUGGAAUCAGUAAGCCGUGUCGUUAUGGCUUACACUGUGCAAGACCUGGCUGUCGGUUUAAACAUCCGGAGAGGUCAAUAUUAGCACCGCAAUGUCAUUCUCUAAAGAGUUCAACACAAGAAAGCAACUGUGUGUUGCCGCAUCAAUUACACAUUCGACUGCAAUCCGAUGGCGAAGUUAUCAUAAAUGACAAGACUGAUUCAUCGACAGACCGACUACCGGAUAUUAACAAGCAUAAGAAGAAACCCGUCACCAUGAGAUCGGAACAGGACUACCACUUAUCCGCGGUGGUCGUGUGUGUGGAAGACAAUCCUAAGAAUUUAGUGUCGUACGUUCGGAUACCGGAUAAAAAGGACGAAGCUAGGUGGUUCUUGUUCAACGACUUGAGCAUAGUCCAAGUGAGUCCGGACGAAGUUGUCCAGUUCAGUAACUGGUGGAAGUCUCCGUGCGUCCUGUUCUACACGAGCUCGCGGGUGAUGCUUCCUAGCGACACUGCAACCUCAUAGCCGAUGCUUAUGUAUGGGCCGAACAAUCAGGGAUGCAAUGGCCCAUACGAAAUGAACGGUAUCAACUACGAAUUACCAGCCGAAGAGACCUACUUAAUACGAUGAGCAUAUUAUAUAAAGUCUGACAGAAACUAAUAGUACGAAAUGUUAAGAAUAUUCUGGAAGUAGGUUAGUAGAUUAUUAAGUAAUUACUAGCAAAAUGGAGUAUAGCUUUUGAGGUAAUAGUUAUAUAGAUAUUAUAUUUAUAUAGUUUUAAAAUGAAUACGAAGCCGCGAUUGGACGAUUUAGCCGAAAACAUUUUUAUACAUGUUCGCAAUUGGUUACGGAGUUAUUAAAUAUUGUGUUUGUUAAGGUGAUAUUUUUAUAAGUACAUGAUCUGUGUUGGCUGAUUUGUAACAUACUUACUCACCGUCCAAAGGUUUUUUUAUGAACAAAAAAUAUUUUUUAUAAGUUUAUUAAUUAUAAUGACCCUUAAAUUAAAAUUAAAAUCAAUUUCGGCAAAAUUAUGAGUAAAUAGAAAAUUACCAGACAAUUUUCUAUUAAGCGAUUUUUAUGUUCGUUAUUGUUCAUAAGGGCGGCACUACACUUGCCUAACCGUUGUCUCACAGUGAUAUCGCGUUGUUCGACCAAAUAUUUAGUCAAUCUCAAAUAUUCCAUACACGGGCUGAAUCUCAAAUAACUCAAAUAUAUCAAAGGAUUUGUUUAUUCACAAUUUAAUGAAAGUUAGAGCCGUGAGAUAUUGACUAAACUAAGGGUGGACGGUCAACGUGACUUUUGCCUUAUUCCUUUGAUGUUCCAUUUAAACACCGACAAUUAGACGGAAACAAAGAUUUGCGUUACAGUAUUUUUACAGAUGAAGCAAUUAUUUUAUGUGGCGGUAGAGCUUUGAACAACCCCAUUUCAGAAGGUACCACCCAGUCAUCACAUAUGCGACUGCUAAACAGCGAUACUCAGUUUGUUACGGUUUGAAGGGCGAAUGAGUCAGUUUAACUACAGACACAAGGGAUAUAAAAUCUUAGUUCCCAAUGUUGGUAGAUCAUUGGUGUAAUAAGGAAUGGAUAAUAUUUUUUCCGUCGCCUAUGUCUAUGGGGGAUGGUGACCACUUACCAUCAAGUGAUCCAUUUGUCCGUACACCUAAUUAAUAAUAAUCAAAUAUGUUAUGCAGACAAUAAAUACAAAUACGAGAACACGCUACGCGAACUUAAGUGCGUCGCCUAAUAAAUCCAGUUUCACAAAAAUGAAGCAUUCUCUAUACAUAACGAUAGAGCUUGACUUGGCGAAGUCAAAAGCACAUUAAAACGCACUAGUUUGAAUCGCACUUAAACGUUUUAUUUGAAUACUCCAUUUUGCUAGAUCGAAUAAAAAGUUACUCUGAGGUUAAACGGUUCGAAGAUGUUUUGUCGCGCUUCAGAACAUUUAUUUUGUAAGCAACUUGUCGUCUCGGUAUAUAUUUUUAUACGGUCAGAACGCCUUUUAUAUGAAGCAAUAAACAUUUUAUAUAAACAAUAUGUUUUAUACCGAUAAACCGAGUGAACGGCAUUUGCUAAAAUAAAUAUUUUUUUAUUAUACGACAUAUACUGUUUGCGUGUGACUAUUUCGCCUCGGAGCGCUGAAGGUUUUUUAAAUUAUCGGUAAGUGAGAGUUCCAUUAAUCUAAGGCACAAAGAAUGGUAAUAUUUUUAAAUAUAAAUUAUUUAACGUAGGCGAGCUAGAAUGCAUAAUUUUUUUUUUCUUUGUUAAAAAUAAUUGUUAUAUAUUAUUGCCACGCGUUUUCAAAUGAGUACUUAAAUACUUUUCUAUGUCUGUGUCCAAUGAAAAAUUGUGGUAUAUUUUUUUUUAAGAAUUGAUAAUUUAUCCAUUUUUUACCAAUGAACAUAUCUAAACGACAUUCUUAAUUAAACGACUACAAUUCAACAUUGAAUCUUCUGUCUCAUUCUAACGAAUUGGAUACUAUUUUUGAGAAGAAAGGAUGUCUAUACGUGAUUAAUGAUUAAAAACGAAGGAACAUUUUCUAGUAAUUGGCCUAAGAUACCAAAUUAGUUUAAAUGUCAAUUAAACAUUACCGACUUUACCUAUAAAUGUUGCUUUGGGUGUGAACGAAUUCUUUGUCUUCUUUUUUCGAACGCUAAAUCAAUGAUGACAGAAAGAGAUGUCAGUGUUUAACGAAACGCCACCUUAUCAACAUUUAUAAUGAAGGCCGUACAUUUCUGUUAGUACGAUAUGUUUAUGGAAUAUAUUUGUGUCCCCAUUAUCUUCGGUUGUGAUACCUCGAACCUUGCAUUUUUUUUUCAUCAACUGUUUCAGCUCACGGUACCCGCUUGUGCGCUAACAGUACAUUUUCAUGUUUAAAUUAUUUUCAACAUUUCCAUGGUGGCUGGUUA
Messenger RNA from Vanessa atalanta (red admiral), 5418 nucleotides. It is a transcript of the gene PAN2, whose product is annotated as PAN2-PAN3 deadenylation complex catalytic subunit PAN2. The transcript has 22 exons. Gene Ontology annotation, molecular function: protein binding. Gene Ontology annotation, cellular component: PAN complex; P-body. The coding region runs from base 126 to 3038 and encodes 970 amino acids. NCBI's taxonomy places the organism in Eukaryota, Metazoa, Arthropoda, Insecta, Lepidoptera, Nymphalidae. The record is from RefSeq and is a predicted model, not a curated record. Gene Ontology annotation, biological process: nuclear-transcribed mRNA poly(A) tail shortening.